AUGUCCCAGACAGCCAUCCGCAUCAAUGGCCCCCGGAGCUCAGUCCGCAAUUUGAAAGCCUUCCAAGAAGAAAUCCCCGUCCCCACCAAACACGAAGUCUUGAUCAAAGUCCACUCGGUCUCUUUGAACUACCGUGACAUCGGCGUCGCCACUUCGGGCUACCCCUUCCCGGUCAAGGACAACGUUGUUCCUUGCUCCGAUGCUGCCGGGGUCGUCGUCGGUGUUGGCGAGGGCGUCAAGAAUCUCGCCAAGGGUGACCGUGUGAUCGGUACCUUCGACCCGACCAACAUCUUCGGCCAGCAGAUGGACUGGCUGAAUGGCCAAGGCGGUCCUGUUGAUGGGGUCCUCUGUGAAUAUAUCACUCUCCCCGCUAUUGCGGCUGUCAAACUGCCAGAGAAUUCACCUCAGAGCUUCUCGGAGUGGUCCACCUUGGUUUGCACCGGCGUGACGGCAUGGAACGCCCUCUACGCCUUGACUCCCUUGAAGCCUGGUCAAAUCGUUCUGUUACAAGGAACCGGGGGUGUGUCGAUCACAGGAUUGAUCCUAGCCAAAGCCGCCGGAGCCACCACCAUCAUCACCUCCUCAAGUGACAAGAAACUCGAGUUUGUCAAGGCCAAGUUCGGCGCCAACUACUGCGUCAACUACAAGACGCACCCAGAAUGGUCCAAGGAGGUUCUGCGCCUAACCAACGGCGAGGGUGUGGACUACGUGUUCGAGAACGGUGGCUCCGGUACCAUCGCCGAGAGUAUCAACUCUGUCAAAAUGGGAGGCAACGUUUCCGUGAUUGGCUUCCUCUCUCAGGCCAAGGAAAUGCCCGAUGUUGCUACCCUUGCGCUGUCCAAGGGUGCAGUGGUCCGUGGCAUCACCGUGGGGUCUACCCAGCUGCUGCAGGAGGUUGUGCGGUUCGUUGGGCGCAAGGGACUUCGUCUGCCUGUUGAGAAGGAGUUCGGCUUCUCUGCUGAAGAAGCUGUCAAAGCCUUUGAGUACCUCCAGUCUGGGACUCAUGUUGGAAAGGUCUGCAUCAAGGUUGCUGAGUAG
Penicillium alfredii is the source of this 1038-nucleotide messenger RNA. RefSeq names its product zinc-dependent alcohol dehydrogenase family protein. The record is from RefSeq and is a predicted model, not a curated record. NCBI's taxonomy places the organism in Eukaryota, Fungi, Ascomycota, Eurotiomycetes, Eurotiales, Aspergillaceae. The transcript has 2 exons. Gene Ontology annotation, molecular function: oxidoreductase activity. Bases 1 to 1038 code for a protein of 345 amino acids.